Messenger RNA from Penicillium cinerascens, 1074 nucleotides. RefSeq lists its product as uncharacterized. The record is from RefSeq and is a predicted model, not a curated record. Bases 1 to 1074 code for a protein of 357 amino acids. The transcript is spliced from 5 exons. NCBI's taxonomy places the organism in Eukaryota, Fungi, Ascomycota, Eurotiomycetes, Eurotiales, Aspergillaceae.
AUGACGGACGCAAAGAACACGAAGCUGUCCUCGACAACACCAAUAGCAGGCUCAGCCUCAGCCUCAGCCUCAGGCACAGACACAAUCGCAGACGAAACCAUGAGCAUUGCUAUCGCCCGCUUCCGUAGCAGGGUGGCCGCCGCAAACCAAAAGUUUCUCCAGGACCGCGUCAAUGAAAUCGGACGAUGGAUGGGCAAUCUCGAAUGGGACGACGAAGACCCCGAGACGCGCGGGAGGCGCUACGUGAUCCGGAUCCCACAGCAGACUUCAGUCAACGACCUCGAUAUCACUGCUAUCCUAAACCCUCCGCUAUCCAAUGAACCGGUUGACGGUGUGAUCCCGCCCCUGCUACGCACAGAGCAGUGGCGGCAGAUGUACCUCGACACAGUUCAGUAUAUAUGCCAGCGGCAGGCGGACGCGAUCGUCGCUGAAGACGAUUUGGAGCUUGACGUCGCGUGCAAUUAUCACAAAGACCAUAGGCCGAUGAAUAUCCCGCGGUGUGAUGAGCUAGCCCUGUUCCUGAAGUAUGCACAGGGAGUGGUAGACGUCGACUUCCGACUCUCGGGCAUUGCGCCAUUUACACCAGCUUGGGGGACUGGGGUCAAGGACGAGGAAUUAGACGGACUUGACGAUCCGGAGCUACUCAAGCACGAGCAAGAGGGCUUGCAGCGGGAAUUGGAAGAUGAAUCGUCGAAUGGGCCGCUAAAGGCGUAUAUUGACGAGGACCUAGAGGUUAGGGCUGGCUUUAUCACUGGUGUUGGAUUUAACCGGCUAUACGAAUGUCCGGAGUGGUAUAGUGCCCAAGAUGGAGACAUCCAGGAUGCUGCCAAUAUCCGGGACUGGGGGUGGCGGGUGGUUGUUUUCCAGGCUGAGGUUGUCAAUCCUAGCGUCCUGUACGGCCGGACGGCCCGCUUUGAUUCUAUUAUAGAAUUCUUGGAUUGGUACGCUAGCUGGCUGGACCAUCUAGAUGCACGGGGAUUGCUUUCUCUGCGGCGCCACGCUCAUUGCAUGGCCUAUUUGAGCAUCCUCUGCUCGUCCAUCCUUUACCAGUCUAGUGCACCAGCACGACCGUGA